AUGCAUCUCCCCGUCCGUGUCCACAUGUCUUCCAACAGAGACAGCCUCCUCUCCGCUGACUCGGCCUACCCCUCCACCCUCUUCCCCCUCUCCAUGUCUGCCCUCGGCCUCACAGACUCCCCCCUUCCCCAGCGACACCGCAAGUCCCCCUUCGUCGGCUCUUCUCCCUCGUCCUCUCCCACCCCCCAGAAGCCGGUCCGCGCCACCCCCUCCAAAGCCUCUCUCCGCCAGGAGGCAACCACCAAUGCCGCUGCCAAAGUCGUCCACCAGCAGCGCUCGGCCGAGUCGGUGCGUAGCUCUCAUCAGCGACGGACCUCGCAAUCCGGCACGAAGGAAAACCAAACUGCCAAAGCCGUUGGUGCCACCAAGAACACUCCAACCAAAGCGGCUCCUAGAGCCUCUGCCCCGCAAGCCGCCCGAACUUCAACCCUUCAGGUCGUCCAGCCCGAUCAGCGCGUCACGUCUCGUCCGUCAAGGACGCCGAAAGAGGCCCCUCUUGCUGAUGACUGGGAGGAGCAACUCACUCGAGAUGCCAACAAGCUUUCUUUGGGGACAACCCCUCAGGCGCGGGCACGUGAAGAGCCUCACCAACUUCCUGAAGGGGACAAGGAGUGGGAGCGACUGGGACAAGCCAUGUCUGAUAGCAGGAAGAAGGAAGACCAAUCCAGGCGCGAGAUCUCUCGAGCAGUCGCGUUGCCCCCGUCUACCCCUCGAACGCCUAUCCGUGCUGUUGUCAAUGGCCCCGACCUCUACUCUCCAGCUCCUUUUUUCUCUCCCAACGCGGCCAACUCUGACCUGCAGACAUCGAGCCCCCACGUCGCCAGACAUGGUGCCGAGCUUCUCCAGAAGGCUCAGAAAGAGUACGAGGAGUGGAAUGCGAGAAAAGAAGAACGAGAGGGGGGCAUGGAGGCUGGGUCGCGAGACUGGGAACCGAAGACUCGAGAGAUUGCAAGACCCAGUGCCCUCUCCCCGUACAACACUCUGACGUUUUCGCCGGACGAGGAGGCGCGCAAUUUCGAACAGUACCACCCAGGCAAGUCGAGUAGCUCGCGACCCUCUCCAACCAAAGCUACGCAGCGCCAGGAUAUGCCUAGCCCCCGCCCUGACGACAUGGUGGACGUCACGCAGGCUCAAGGUAUGGCGGCGGAUCAGUACAUGCAGCAGUAUCCGGGAGCGAAUGACCCGUAUGCUUAUCCAUAUUGGGACCCUUCAUACUGGUGGGCCAUGUACGGAGGAAUGGAUCCUAUGGGCAUGGGCGCGGAGAAUAUGCAAAGCGGCCAUUACUCGGGUGGUCUCAACGGUCAAGCAGGCGGCAGCUCCGAGCUCGAGGAACAGCAGGCAUUUGAUCUAUCGAGCAUGAUGUACAAUCCCUAUCAGUGGGGAGGUGGUAUGGGAGGCGGCAUGAUGGGCCACGGCCAGAAUGGGUAUCCCGGAGGCCAGAGCAUGUACGGGCAGCAGUCAAUGAUGGACGGCAAUCGCUCUAUGGGGAUGGGUUCUCCCUCCGCGAUGGGUUCCGGACAGACCCAAGCAGGCGGUGGCGGGGACCUCAAAGCUUUCGACCCUACCAAAAUGAAGCAAGGUCGACUGGGUCAUUAUGGAUAUCUUGAAGGUCGAGAAGAGUUGGCAGGACCUCCUCCUGGAUAUGCACCGGCCGGUAUCGCUCCAGCUUCUUCUCCUGGUCCAGCUACAGCAACAUCUCACCGCGGCGGCAGUACAGUCGGACCGCCCUCUUCAGCUGGUUACGGCGCAGGAUCGUCUUGGGGCGACUCGUCCAACAAUCCACGUGCGCGUUACGACGGAGCUGCUCAUGGUAUCGGCUACGUCCAAGCCGACCUCGAUUCGCCGUAUCCACGCGCUCCAAGCGGGCUUGGAACGAACGCCUACUCGCGUUAUGGUGCGGAUGGGUCGGUGAUGAAUGGAGAUGCUCGUGUGAGCCAGCGAAGGAUCCGGGAGGGAAGGGUGUGA
Messenger RNA from Cryptococcus wingfieldii CBS 7118, 1965 nucleotides. RefSeq lists its product as hypothetical. The record is from RefSeq and is a predicted model, not a curated record. Bases 1 to 1965 code for a protein of 654 amino acids. The transcript is spliced from 8 exons. NCBI's taxonomy places the organism in Eukaryota, Fungi, Basidiomycota, Tremellomycetes, Tremellales, Cryptococcaceae.